AUGUUUCGACCGUUUAUCCAAAAUCCAUCACAUAGCAGUAAACUACCAUUAAACACAAGAUUAAAUUCUACUUUACAAUCUGGGAUUGGUAGGGGUAGCUCUAGUGCUAUAACUUUUCGUGGUAAAAUUUUUGAAAUUGAUGAAACAAAUGCGACUGCUACCAAAUCGGCCAAUAACCCUACUACCAAUUAUAAUAAAACUAAUUAUGAUAAUGGUGGAAAUAGAGAUCUAAGUUUACUACAAAAACUUCGAAGAAAACUGCAAGAAUCAAAAAAAUUAAGUGAUGGUGAUGGUGAUGGUGAAGUGACAAGGAUGAGAAAACCACAACCUGGCCAAUUUGAUGAUUCGAUUGAGGAUGUUGCGACGAUGGAUAAGGAGGCGACAUCUUUUACGUACCAGAAAAAACAAAAGGCUUUUCAAAGCAUGUUGCCUAAUAAUGAUAUCGAGUAUUUGGUGGAGGAAACUAUUGAUCCUUUAAAAAAAUAUUUUGGAUCUACUAAAAAUGAUGGUAAUGAUCAAAAGAAAACCAAAGGACAACGUUAUAUUCAUGUGAAUGAGGAUGCUCGAAGGCGACGACAAGAAAGCCAAAUGCGAAAGAACAAUGAAAGACCACAGUUACAACCAAGUAUCAAUAAAAAAAGACAUGAAAUGGUAAAAGCAAGAGAUUUUGUAGUGGAAGACAUUAAUUGGGAUGGAUAUCAAACCAUUACACCAGAUUUCUCCUUGAUGAUACAAAAAGAAAAUGAAUUAAUUGCGGGGGAUGCUGAUGAAUCAUUAGAAUUGUUAGAAAUUAAACAUGGCGAUUACACUAGAUAUUUGGGGAAAACGUUAAAUUCUAAAAUACUUUCUGAAACUGUAUCCUCAUUAAUAGGACAAAAUCCAUCUUAUGAUUUAAAGGAUAAACAAAAAUUCUAUGAAGUUUUAUCUGAUAAAUUAAAAAAUGUAGAAAAAUAA
Entrophospora candida is the source of this 954-nucleotide messenger RNA. NCBI's taxonomy places the organism in Eukaryota, Fungi, Glomeromycota, Glomeromycetes, Entrophosporales, Entrophosporaceae. The record is from the annotation of a GenBank genome assembly.